AUGCAGGUCAUCAACAACAGAGGACCUAAUACUGUCGGGAGGCACUUGAAAGGUACAGAGACGCAAAUCAAGGUAAGCCUUCUUGAGGUGCAAGUAGGGGGAUUGGAAAAUGUUGGGUUUGUUCGGAGAGAUGUCUAUAAUUAUGCAAGGGACGUGCAUGGGGAGGUGAUUGGGCAUGAUGCAGAGCUGCUGAAUGAGCAUUUUUUGGCUGAGAAAGGAAAACAUGAAUCCUUUUAUUUCAAUAUGGAGGUAGAUUCGGAAGGAAGGAUGGGAAAUGUUUUCUGGGCAGAUGCAAGGCAGACAGUGUUGUUUGGUUAUGCAUUCCUAACUAGUGAAACCACGGAUUCAUUUGUAUGGUUGUUCGAAGAAUUCAAGAAAGCCAUGCCAGAUCAUGUUGAUACCAAUGAAAAACCUCCACUGCCAUUUCGAACACCAAUGCAACAUCAAAUGGCACGCAUUUACACUCAGGGAAUUCUUGAAAUGUUUGAGAGGGAAGACUUCAGAAGCCUUUUAUGCUUGUUCGAACUUGGAGAGCAAGAUGAGACCCAGUGCAGGUACAAAGUAAGUGAGCGGGUAAAUCCGGGGGUGACACGGAUGAAGGAGCUUGUGCAUGAUAAAGAUGCCGAUAAAGCUUAUUGCAGCUGCAAAGGAUUUGAAUUUUGGGGUAUUCCGUGCCGACACAUCCUAGUAUUUUUAAGAAUGAAGUAG
Prunus avium (sweet cherry) is the source of this 708-nucleotide messenger RNA. NCBI's taxonomy places the organism in Eukaryota, Viridiplantae, Streptophyta, Magnoliopsida, Rosales, Rosaceae. The record is from RefSeq and is a predicted model, not a curated record.